Molecule: messenger RNA, 1319 nt
Organism: Saprolegnia diclina VS20
Lineage: Eukaryota; Oomycota; Saprolegniomycetes; Saprolegniales; Saprolegniaceae
Exons: 1
Coding region: 102-1319 (405 amino acids)
Source: RefSeq, a predicted model, not a curated record
UGACGACAGCGGCGGAGAAGCAGCCAUCCUCGCUAGGUUUGUAUCGGGCCAGAUCAAUUCCGCUUUCGCCUCGAGCUGCGUACGCGUGCUUCUUCCAUAUCAUGUCGAUGCGUCUUGCCACAUCGCCGCGCAAGGCGGCAGCCGUCAAGCCGAUCCAGAAACGCAUUGGCAUCUUCCUCGACGGCACGUGGAACCAGAAGCAGACGCAGACCAACGUCUGGCGUCUCUACAUGCAAAUGGCCGACGGGACCUUUGGGCACGUGCACCAGAUCCGCAAGUACUUUGUCGGCGUCGGCAACAAGUUUGGUCACUGGAUCACUGGCGGCGCGUUUGCAGUCGGGAUGACCGACAUCAUCCGCAACGCCUACAUGUGGCUCGUCGAGCACUACAACGAUGGCGACGAGAUCUUCCUCUUUGGUUUCUCGCGCGGCGGGUACGAAGUCCGCGCGCUCCUCGGCAUGCUCGGGUCCGUCGGCUUGAUGAAGCCCAACAGCCCCAUGCACAUUGACCAGCUAUGGCAGCGCUACGAGCGCACGCUCGACACGCACGACGUCGAGGCGCUGAGUUUGCACCAGCUCAAGAAGCUCGCUGAUGUAACGAAUCUGGACGCUGAGAGCAAGUGGAUGCUCCAGUACUGCAAGGAAGUCAACAUCAAGUUUGUCGGCGUCUUUGACGUCGUCGCGGCCGAUUGGGGUAAAGUCCAGAAGGACGGCCAGAACGGCCAGCUCAUCGAGCACAUGUGCCACGCGCUCGCGAUCGACGAACACCGCUCGUCGUUUCGUGCGUCGGUCUGGGAAGACCUCGACGACGACGACAACAACGACGGCCGACGCGCGAUCGACGCCGGAUACGACUGGCUCGAGCAGCGCUGGUUUGUGGGCGCCCACAGCAACGUCGGGGGCGGCAUCACCAACGACGAGCUGAGCCACUUGCCGCUCAAGUGGAUCCGCGACCGUGCACACGACUAUGGCCUCGACUUCCGCCGCGACUCGGACAUUGAGCUCGAUGGGGAAGAAGUGGUGCGGCACGCGGCGCAGAUCGACCCGUCCAUGACGCUCAUGUACCAGAUCAUGCAGCUGGGUCAGCGCUUCUUUCGCCCUAUCGGGUCGUCCAAGACGCUCAACGAGACCAUUGACCCGAGUGUGCUCCAGCGAUUGCAGGACCCGACGAUGGAGUAUGCGCCCAAGAACCUCCUCGACUGGGCCGAGGGCCUCAAGAUCGAUUUGAUGGCAAUGUCGCCGGCACUGCUCAGCGUCAAGUCUGGUGAGGUACUCAAGGUCGCCGACGACACCAAGACCCCGGCCGCUACGUCCAGCUAA